This is a messenger RNA of Adineta ricciae, 426 nucleotides long. The record is from the annotation of a GenBank genome assembly. NCBI's taxonomy places the organism in Eukaryota, Metazoa, Rotifera, Eurotatoria, Adinetida, Adinetidae.
AUGGGUGACUAUGCCAAAGCACUUCAAUACUAUGAGAAAGGUCUUUCAAUUCAACAACAAUCACUUCCCGCAAAUCAUCCCGAUUUAGCUACAUCCUACAACAACAUCGGUCUGGUGUAUGAUCAUAUGGGUGACUAUGCCAAAGCACUUCAAUACUAUGAGAAAGCUACAUCCUACAACAACAUCGGUCUGGUGUAUGGUGCUAUGGGUGAUUACGCAAAAGGUUGCAUAUUUCUGGAACGUGGUAGAGAAAUUGCUAAACAGCCAUUGCCAGCAACUCAUCCUCAGCUUUCAGCCCUGGAGAGAAGCGUGAAACAUGUAAAGGGGAAGCUAUGUUAUUGGCGUCGCGGCUCACAUGGAAAAAUGAAGCUGUUGAAAGACAUUUUUGGUGAAAUUUGCAGAAUGAGCUUUGAAGAUUUAAUUUGA